UAUCUGGAUCAAUGCAUAUCAAUAUACCUGUAACUGAAGACCUCCAGGACAGCCUGGGCGUGCGCUUUGUGCUUUACUCCGUGUAUCUGGAAGGAUUCCUUAUUUUCAAGGCCCGAUACAAAGACCUACAUUUGUGGAAUGAGCAGCUUCAUCACUUAUUUGGAAAUCAGUUGCCAAACUUCCCACCUAAAUAUUUCCUGGCAAUGACCAAGGCUAUGGCAGAAGAAAGAAGAUUACAGCUGGAGCGGUACCUGCAGAAACUUGUUUCAGAUCCGGUAGUUUCUGGCAGUGAGAAAUUCAUGGAAUUUUUUAAGAAAUCACAGCUGGACACCUUUAAGAUGUCAUCAGUAAAAAUUAUUCUGAAUGUUUAUUUACCAGAUGGUCAGCAUGUUAAAGUGGAUGCUUACACAUCAGACACUGCUGAAAGAGUACUUGAGGCCGCAUUGUACAAAUUGCGUUUGUCCAGAGAGCUAAAGGAAUAUUUCAGCUUGUUUAUAACACGCCGGGAAAGGGAUACGAACAUCACCGUGGUAAAACAGAUCACAGGCUUUGAACUCCCAUUUAUCACUAUUUGGAAUAUGCCAGAUGAUACAUUUCAGAUUGACAUCAGAAAGUGGUAUUUGAAUCCCUUUACAGAUUCAAUGUUAUUGGGAUGUACAGCAGCUAUCAGUUUGCUUUAUAUGCAGGCUGUUCAAGAAUUUCAAAUGAACUGGUCUAGACCGACAGAAGAACAGCGGAAGAAACUCCAACAUCUGAUAGAAACUGGAAAUCAGCUCAAGUUUCUGGAGCUGAUGCAAAAAGUUGAACACUACGGAUACCUUCAACUUCAUUCUUGCACCAGUGACUACCCUGAACCAGGGACUUCUGUAACGGUCUCUGUGGGGAAUUUUGAACUCUGCUGCUGUUUCCAGCCUCCCAAAGGCCAGGCGGAACUAAUUCAGCUCCAUGUGGCUGAUAUGACUUGCUGGCAUGUCCAAAUGCUUCAUUCAGCUAAAGGAGACUCAGCCCGACAGAGUUAUCAUCUGGAGUUCACGCUGGAAUAUAUUCAGGGAGAAACACAGAAAUGUGUGACCAUCCGCACACAGCAGGCAUUCCUGCUCAGUUCUUGUUUAAAGAAGAUGGUGUGUGAGCAGCCGGUGACAUCUAUCAAAGAAGCCUUGGAGAUUCAGGCUGAAAAAACUAGAACGAUCUCAAAUAAAUCAAGUAAAAAAUCAGAAAAGGUCAGAGCACAUAUGAAAAAGGGACACUUUCUCUCAACAAAAGAAGAAAAUGUGAUAUUUGAUGGUUUCACUGACCUUAAUUUGUAGUAUUUCACCUUAAGUAUUGUAUGUUAUGUCCGGAAUGUACAUUGCUAUAGUAUUAUAUGUAAAAUUUGGAUUCUUAUAUAUUGUUUUUCAUCCCUUUCUCACCUAAGCACAUUUAUAUGAUAUAAACAUGUAAUAUAUAGUUAAAGCACAGAUAAUAAAUAUUUUCUGUAAAAACAAAAAUGAUAGGCCCUCAAACCAGGCCGCAUAUUUCAGUAAAACAAUGUGUCUAUUUCUGCAGUGUAGAUCAUAACACUUUUGUAUAAACUGUUUUGUAAUAAAA
Molecule: messenger RNA, 1587 nt
Organism: Spea bombifrons (plains spadefoot toad)
Lineage: Eukaryota; Metazoa; Chordata; Amphibia; Anura; Pelobatidae
Gene: SNX31
Product: sorting nexin 31
Exons: 14
Coding region: 12-1307 (431 amino acids)
Biological process (GO): intracellular protein transport
Cellular component (GO): early endosome
Molecular function (GO): phosphatidylinositol binding
Source: RefSeq, a predicted model, not a curated record